UGCACGCAAGAUGACAGCUGUGUUCAGAGGUAUCCUAUAAAUGAAAAGGAGAGAAGGAGGGAAAUUUGAAAAUAAUUUUGGAGAAACAGGACAAUGAGCCUUGCGAGAACAAGCAGCAAAACUCAGCUGAUAAGGACACAGGGUUGCAACUGGAGGAAGCCAAGCCUGGAGCAGCCAAAGCGUCUGGUCUACAAAAAGAUCAUCAAACCACUAAUGGAGAAGAAACGAAGGAACCGAAUUGCUCAUUCUCUCAAUCAGCUAAAGGCUCUAUUGCUAGAUGGGUCCAAUCCAGGCAACAAGGCUCUUUCUAAUUCUCGCAUGGACAAGGCAGCUCUUUUGGAAAUGACUGUAAAGCGGAUCCAAACGUUGCAGUUAGCAGCGGCCUUCAUCUCAGACAGACAGCAGUAUCAGGAGACUCCGAAUCAACUGGCCUCUGCAUCCAGCUCCAUUUGUGAGACCACCACCCUGGCAAUCCCUCUGCCAGCACCUAACCUGGGAAGUAUUUCCAUCUGGAGUGGGAAACACCUGACUUCUGCCACCCUUCACUGUUCUGGAAGGUCUGUUCCUUCUGUGGUCCUCAGCAAAACAGGGUCUCAGGUGUUCUGGAGACCUUGGUCUACAUGAAUGUCUUCUUAUUCAUGCAUGGGUAUGUGAAAAGAACCUUGCCUGUACUGGAGCCUCUAAUUUAUUUCUCAGUGGAUAAAUGUUUUCAGGAAAUCCGUUCCUGCCUAUGGUGGGAUGUAUUUAGCCUCUUGUUCUUGCUGUGUCUCUUGUCUUAACCUCCACAUGCAAGCUGAUUUUCUUCAGAUA
Pogona vitticeps (central bearded dragon) is the source of this 810-nucleotide messenger RNA. Lineage: Eukaryota; Metazoa; Chordata; Lepidosauria; Squamata; Agamidae. The record is from RefSeq and is a predicted model, not a curated record.